UUCCGACUCCUGCGUGACGCGGUCGGGAGGGUCCCGCGCUACCUCUAAGUGGUGCCGGACCGAUGCGCACGACAGGUGGCGCCGUUGCCGGGGAUGACGGUUGCCUGCCGUUGUCCCUAGUGGAACGAUAUCCGGGCACUAGGAUAAGGAAGAAAUCAGGUGUGAAUGAGAGAUUUGAAUAUGUGCUCCAUAAGCACCACCCGGAAGUGCAGAAGGUGGUCGACGACGCUAACGGCGACUGGGCUAAAUUUAAGGAAGGAAUGCAGAGGAAGUAUAGGUUGGGGGAUGGCCUGUUGACUAUGGCGGACCUAGAGGCAAUGAAUAGGGAUGACUUCACCACCAUUGGGGCAUUCCUGCAAGAAUUCAAAAAGAAGGCGAGAAAGGUACAUGGGAUAUCGGAGGAGGCGCAGUGCGCCGUCUUCCUGGGACUGCUCACCGCAUCUGAGACAGUUGAGCUAACAAACCACUGGCAUGGGGGAGGAAAUGCCAAACUUACCUGGGCCACCAUUGACAGAGGGGUGGAGGUUGGAGGCCUCGACCAAGUCGAGCAGCACCAGGUGCGGCUGCAGAGGCAAAAACGGAAGGACAGGGAUGCGGCUGGAUCGCCAGGAGUAAAGAAGAUCAUAACCGACAUAUUAGCAGGGCUAGACCCGGUGAUACAGCGGAAGGUGACAGCGGCAGUCCAGGAAAAAGGCAAGGGGGCCGUGGUAGAGGAGGCUACCCAGGAAGGAUGGGAAGAGGAGGAGUCGGUACCGCCACACCUUACGAAGGCGCAGCGUAAGCAGCGCAAUCUAGCACAAGGCGGACAAGGGUCAGGAAAGGGCCAGGCGCCUCAAGUAGUGGUAGCGGCAUCUCCGAGUUCGUCCGGGCCAUCAAGUAGUGCGGGCCCAUCGCAAGCAUCAGUGCCACCAUUUGGGCACUGGCUGUGGCCCCUAAUUAAUACCUAUGUACCCUGGGGUGGCCCAGCGCCGUCUGGACAGGUAAUACCCUAUGCUGGGCCCCAGGCAAGUAUGCCACCUCCGAGCUACCYCGCCGCCCAGACUCRGYCAGCGGUACCACCGACGCCRACGCCCACACAAAGUUCAYAAGGCAGUGUGACGGGUGGUGGUAACCAAGGCCAAGGAAACCAAGGGAAUGGAGGAAGGGGCGGUGGGCGAGGACGUGGCAGGAAUGGCGGUGGCCGAGGAGGCCAAUGGGGCAACCAAGGUGGCCAAGGCAAUCAAGGCGGCCAAGGCAACCAAGGGGGCCAAGGUGGUGGAAGGGCCCGAUUUGAUUGGASGACUGCCAUAUGUCAGCACUGUGACCAGCAAGGUCACACUAUUAGGUUUUGCAACAUACGGAGAGAGRACGAKAAAAAUGGACUGAUUUAUUCUAAUAUGGAUGGGGACAUUUACGACCAAUUCGGAGAUUUUAUUGAUAGGAAGGCUGGUGGAGUUAGGGCGGAGGCCCAACGAAGGUUAGCAGCACGACAGCCACCCCCUGCCACGUUCAGGCUAUGGAAGGAGAAGGAAGAAUUGUCAAUUGGAGUUGAGGGAGUAGGAAGCAACGAGGAAGUAACCCAGAGGCUACAGGCCGGGGAUGUAAGAGGGAAGCCCAUAAUCAUCGAGUCGGACGAUGAGGGUGACGAUGAAAAGGUAGAGCCGACGGUAGUCCUGCUGAAUAAGAUGGAGGAUUUAUUGGACAAGGUAGGGAGGUACCAACGAAAGUUGGUAGGUCUUUGCGAGGGAGUGAAGGAGUGGAGGGCUAACCUCCCCAAGGUCUUUCUUUAUGACGCUGGUCCAGAAUCCAUGCCAGGGCGGCCCGGAGUGACCACUGUGGGGACGGGCCCGCGGUCAGAGAUGAUGACUAGGCCCCCUACCCCGCAAGCUAGGCUGGCUCAGGCGGCCCGCACUCUAAGUCAAGCCAAGGCAGGUGCGAGUCAAGGACCUCCUCGGAAGGAACCAGAACCAAAAAAGAGGAAGGAAACUGUAGAGGUAGAGGAUGAUGAUGAUGAUGAAGGGGAAGAUGACUGGUUACGUCAGGAAGAAGAUCAAAGGGCCGAACAGCGAGCCAAGAAAAGAGAAAGUCGGGGAGAGGCCGAACCGGUUAUGCGAGACGUACCGCCAAAGAGGAAGAAGUAUGCGGUCCGGCUAGAGGAAGGAUUUGAUGUAGAGCGAGUAAUUGACAGGCUGCUUGAGGGCCAUAAUGAUUUAAUGACCCUAAAAGAGAUCCUAGCGUCUGCGCCCAGGCUCCGCAAUGAGUUAAAGGGCAGACUGUCAAGACGACUGGUACCAAGUGUUCACCUCAGCGUGAUGCUGCCCAAGGAGAUGGAAUGGGCAGAGCCAGGGACAAAAAUGGAUUGGAAGUGUGUAGCUUGUGGCGUGGUGGACCUAGCGGUUAAGGGCUCCAAAUGCACAGCCAUGGUGGAUACCGGCGCGGAGAUGAAUAUCAUUCGAGAGGCCGACGCCAUCAAGUUUGGGUUAGAGGUAGACCGUUCAGAUUGUGGCAUCCUGCACGGGGCCAACAACAAGGCGGUGUUCUGUGGAACAACCUCGAAUGUGCUACUGGAGAUUGGCAGGGUGAAAGUGCGGGCCUGUUUCUUUGUGAUGCCUGAUGUGGACCACAGCAUCCUCCUGGGGAGGUCCUUCCUAUGCAGGACAGAGACUUUGAUAUAUAAUAAGCAUGAUGGGUCAUUGAUCCUGAUUCUAUAUGAUCCAGCAUGCGGGAAUUACGAAGUGAUUACCUGCUGGAACACUUGGCCAAGGAGCCUCAGGAACAGGCCCAACCCUGACUCCUUCACGAUUGAGGAGUCAGAAGACGCGCAUCGGAGGCUUAUGGCAGAGCCCGAGGACGAAGUAGAAGGUGAAGUCUUCUCGCUCAGACUGUCGGAUGUGGGAAAGGCCAUGGAUAUAGUGGCCACGCAAGAGAUGGCCGAUCCGGAUGCCAUUCAGGCGUUGAGGGAGCAGGUUCUGGACGACGAGGAGCGUGGCAAGUUGGAUGUGGACAAGAUUCCAAUGAUCCGCAUCCAUACCGUGCCGCACGAGCCAUGGAAUCUAAGAGGGGCGCGAUACCCCGAUCCGAACGAAGAGAAGAAGGUAGUGGACUAUCUCGAUGGCAAAAUACGUACGCACGUCGCCGACUACUCGAGCGGACCCUACGCAUCCCCAUGGUUUUGUUUUAUUAACCCCAAUGGGACACUAAGGUGGGUACAGGACUUGCAGAGAUUGAAUGCGGAGACAGUGCGGCAUGCAGGUGGGCUACCAAAUGCUGAUGCGCUGUCGGAAUUGUGCGCUGGGAGGCCGAUAAUUUCACUUAUUGACUUCUAUUCCGGAUAUGACCAAUUUACGGUCUACCCGCCGGACCGACCUGUGACAGCUAUGCACACGCCUCGAGGGCUUAUCCACAUGAAUGUGGCUCCGCAAGGGUGGACGAAUGCGGUGGCAAUGGUCCAGAGGAAUAUGAUCCGGAUCAUGCAGACAGUUAGUCCACACAUCACGCAGCCAUACAUCGAUGACCUGGCAGUGAAAGAGCCGCGAAAAAGGGAAGACGAUGAGGUCCUGCCUGAAGUAAGGCGGUUUGUUUGGAGGCACGUUCAGGACCUUGAUAAAGUCUUGGGCUUGCUUGAGGAGUACAACCUUACGGCCAAUGUAAGGAGCUUCCUAGGUACGUGUGGGUUUUGGAGGUCCUUCGUCAAGAACUUUGCGGCAAAAACAGAGCAAUUAAGGAAGCUGGUCCGGCAGGAUCAGGAGUGGGCCUCGGGUGAGGAUCAGGAAGAGGCUGUGGCCAACAUGAAAGAGGAGUUUCAGGAAGGAGGAUUGGUGCUGGGAGCGUCCGAUUAUGACGCUGCGGAGACGAGACCAUUCAUUGUGGAGACCGAUGCAGGACCGACGACCUUGGGUGGAGUUCUAAUCCAAGCAGACGUCAAGGGGAAGGAGAGGCCAUUGCGCUUUGAGAGUCGCACGCUGAGGUUCAUCUUAAGGGUAGACCCAACGGCUCUGGCUUUCUCCCUCAGGAAUUAUGUUCCGUCCGAUCCAACAGUUGCCAGGUGGUUGACAUACAACUGGAUGUUCAACUUCGAGUUGGAACGGAUCCCAGGGAACAAGAAUAGGGCAGAUGGGCUAAGUCGCAUCAACUGGGAUAGGCGGGACGGGGAAGCUGUAGAGGAUACGGCCCAUGUUGAUGGCUUUCUGGACCAGGACGAGGACAUCCGCCUCCACAUCAAUAAGUGGUCCCCACGAGUCCCCAACUGCGUUGGCCAUCCUAUCUGGCACGCGCCUAAGGGGUAUGAGCGGAAGGCUGAGUUGGUGCUCAAGCCUUUCAAAGAGGAGGAUCCCUGGGGCGGUAAGGACGUCCAAUGGAUGACCAAGUUGGCACUCGCAGGUAGCCAUUGUAUGGUGGAUGAGGUACUGACGAUAGAGGAGGGCCCGGAUAAGGUAAAACGUCACGAGGAAUUAAUGGGAGGGAUGUACCUCCUCGUCAAUGCGCUUCUGCAGGAGUCCCUUGAUUUGGAAAGCUCACCAAACCCGGCCGAAGGAAGAGAUACUGUGUUGGAGAGCCAGGAUGACGAGUUUGAAGAGGGAGAGGUCAAGGAGGCAUUCCGUGCAGAGGAGUAUGAAGGGAUUUACCUAGAGCUGGGACUUCUCUUAUCCUGCAAGAUGCGUGAUAGAGACGCAAGCCAUAGGGCGCAGAUGAUGAGGGAUUGCUACCUAGUAAGGGACGGUCAUCUCUUCGUAAGAAGGAAAGUAGAAAACCCCAGGCGGGUGGUAUGUGGUCGCAACCGUCAGAUCGACGUCAUAGCAGCGCUUCACGAUGGCAUUGCGGGUGGACACCGGGAAAUUACUGCCACAUAUGCCAAAAUAAGUGAGCUAUACUACUGGGACGAGAUGAUAGAGAUGGUUGGGAAAUUUUGUCGUUCCUGUGUGCCGUGCCAGGAGCAGUCUCGUCUAAGGCCAGGAGAGCCACUGCAUCCGAGGCUGGAGAGAGAGGUCGGGGCCGUAGUACACCUCAACUUAUUGUUCAUGCCCCUUGGAGAUCAUGACUACAACUAUAUCUUCGAUGCGCGCGACAACCUAUCUGGCUUCGUAGAUGGACGGGCAAUCCGUACGAAGACUGGGCCAGUUCUGGUCGGCUGCAUCGAGGAGUAUUACCUACGCUACCCGUUCGUUAGAGAAUUCGUGAUGGACCGAAGGUCGGAGUUCACCUGUCAAGAGGUUCAAGGUUUGCUAUCGCGGUAUGGAGUGGUAGCUAACUACACCACAGCCGCUCACCCUCAGACGAAUGCCCCAGUGGAAAGGGGGCAUAGCACCAUUACGGCCUUGCUAGCGAAAUGGACUGAAGGUAAGCCCAACCAGUGGCCAAGGUAUCUUAGGGCCGCCUUCUUCGUUGAGAACAUCACAGUGAAAAGGACCACUAAGUACGCGCCGACCACGCUGUGGUAUGGAAGACAUGCUACCUUUCCAAUCGAGAGCUUCCUAAAGACUUGGAGGCGGCAGGACUUGGAGGUAAAUUUGUCAUUUGAAGAGCUGCUCGAUAUUCGAGCUCGGCAAGUGGGUGCAAUUGAGGAAAGGGUCCAAGAGGCAUCCGACCAGGUAGAGAGGAGUCGUAUGGACGAUAAGGCUUGCUGGGACCAGUCGGCUCGUGUAAGGAAGGUACCCUUGGUAGUUGGGGACGUCGUGCUCUUGUAUGAUUCAUCCCUGGAAAAACAGUGGUCCAGGAAGCUGGAUAAGAGGUGGUUAGGUCCCUAUCGGAUCGUGCGAUGCGGAGAGUUUGGUGCAUACCAGAUCGAGGAGCUGAAUGGAGCAGAGUGGAAAGACUGGGUGUCAGGGACGAGGUUGAAGAAGUUCAUGGCCAGAGAAGAGCCAGAACCACCUCAGCCUAGAGUCGAAAGGCGCCUCAGGAGCGGCAGGCAGAGGGAACCUGAGCCCGAUGAAGACCGAACCUCGCGGAGAGGACGGAAGGCGCUUGCUAGUCGGGAAGAGGAGGACGUGCCUGAGGCAGAACGACGGGAGGAGCACCCCGAGGGUGGACUCGGGCCAGUGGAGUUCCACCACUAUACUGGAGGAGGACUGGGGGGACCGCCUCAGCAUAUACAGGAAGAGAUACCGGCCGUUGAAGGGUCAUUGCAAGAGUUAGAGGCACACCUGGAUGCUGCCCAUUGGAGAGAGCCGCCGAUGAGUGAGGGGCGCAUUGAGGCCAUCGCGGAAGUACCACAAGAGAACGUUCCAGACCCUGAACAAGAGGAGGGGCCGAGUGCUACGAAAGACCGGACUGGGGAUGAGAUCAUAGAAGUUGAGGAAGACACUCCCCCUCAGGGACCAGCCGUGGGGCAGAGGCUCGGUAGUCCACUCGAGAGUCCGCCAGAUACGAGGAAGAAAGUACAAAGGGAGGAAGUCUCAAUCUCGGUGCCGGAGACAGCCCUAUCGCUGACAGGAAUGGAGGCAAGUGAGGCGGAGGGGGCCAGUCUGAGAAGGGAGGCAGACAGUCUAAUUGAUAGCCAUCUGGCCGCCCACGCUCUGGAGCAACCUAGCCUGGAAGAGGUCAUACCUGUGGAGUCACCCCGAGAACCAGGCAAGGCAGAGGUUGAAACUUCACAGAGAGUUGAUGAGUAUUUGGAUCAGAGGAUUCGCUCCGUAUCCAAGGCCUCCUUCGACAGGCAUAUGAUGUUGGAGGCGGAUCUGAGAGGGAAGGAACUAAAGAAAGCAGGGUUGGAGUCACUGUUGGUGACUAUUGAGGCAGAAGUCCGAGAGCUCAGGGCUCUAGUGACUAGCCAGGCCGCCACCAUCCUGGAAUUGAAGCAGCAACUCCAUGGCGGCAGGGAUGGGGCGGAGAGUAGCAGGCUAGGAGAGCAGAGGCAACUGGGACAUUACGUAUCAGAGCAACCAGCUGUGGCUGAGCCUCAGCAAGAGGCACCUAUGGGAAGAGUCAUUUUGGAGCCUGAGGAGGCAGAGGCCAAGAGGAAGGCUGAGAGUGAAGUCUUCGAAUUCAGAGCCCCUACGGAGCUUGCGGUGCUACCCACGAUGGCUGCAGACCCUGCCAUGCCACCGUCACUUGGGGAGAGACUGCCCUCGGCCAGUGAUGAGCCUCCCCAAGGCUCGACAGGAGGGUCCUUGGACGUGCUACCGGAAACAGUCCACUCUAUGCAGGAGGAUGCGGGCUUGUUUUCGCCAGAGUCCAAGUUAGAAGAGCCCCUGGAGAGCGAGAUGGGAGGUGCAGUGGAGGGCAUCAUCACGGGCAGGCCCCUGAAGUUGGAUACUCCUGACUACGAGCCAGAGAGAGCAAGGGCGCAACCAGGGCCCAGUCCGCGAGAGUCGGAGGCAGGAUCUGAGAGACCCAGGGAUGUGCCUCAGUGCCAUGAGUUGGACAGAGAAGCCAGGGAAACCCCAUCGCCAGCAGGGCCCCAGCGGAAGAAGAAAAGGCCUAGGAAGUCGUUUGACUCGACCUGCUUCUAUUGUACGAAGGAAGAGCACAGGGCAUUGCAGUGCCUAAAAUUCCUAAAGGACCAGGCAGACGGGAAGGUCUCGGAGUAUGAUGGGAAGAUGUAUGAUAGGCAGGGUAGAGUGGUGGAACGAGAUGUAGAUGGGGGUAGAGCUCAGUUGUACAGGCUGAACCAGGAGGAGAUGAGUGAGUAGGGUCUGAUUCACCUGAUUAAAAACUGGAUAUUUCUUUGACGAUUUUGCUAUUACUUAG
This is a messenger RNA of Chara braunii, 7665 nucleotides long. The record is from the annotation of a GenBank genome assembly. Lineage: Eukaryota; Viridiplantae; Streptophyta; Charophyceae; Charales; Characeae.